Messenger RNA from Acipenser ruthenus (sterlet), 8152 nucleotides. RefSeq names its product RAR-related orphan receptor B (gene rorb). The transcript has 10 exons. Gene Ontology annotation, biological process: regulation of transcription by RNA polymerase II. The record is from RefSeq and is a predicted model, not a curated record. Gene Ontology annotation, molecular function: zinc ion binding; nuclear receptor activity; RNA polymerase II cis-regulatory region sequence-specific DNA binding. Gene Ontology annotation, cellular component: nucleus. Bases 487 to 1656 code for a protein of 389 amino acids. Lineage: Eukaryota; Metazoa; Chordata; Actinopteri; Acipenseriformes; Acipenseridae.
AAGAAAGUAUCUACAGGUCUGCUUGUCAUGUGUUCUACUGACCUACUUCUAUCAGUUAAAGCACAACUCCUGAAGAUUCUCAGUGCAGCAUCAGUGCUGAGACGACAGACAGACGUUAAGCCCCAAACAGUGCAUUGCCUUUUCUCGUGCGCACACUAAUGUUGAUUGGAUCAAAUGUUUUUUAAAAGUGGUGAAUUGGUUUGAUCAGGCCUUAUUAAAAAAUAACUACAAAAAACGUCUUGUGCUACAAAUUAAAAAAUAUAAUUGUGAGCACAAAUUGAAGUGAUACCAUGCAAAAUCUGUGGAGAUAAAUCCUCUGGAAUUCAUUACGGUGUUAUCACAUGUGAAGGCUGUAAGGGUUUCUUUCGGAGGAGUCAACAGAAUAAUGCCUCAUACUCCUGCCCACGACAGAGGAAUUGUUUAAUUGACAGAACAAAUAGAAACCGUUGCCAACACUGCCGACUGCAGAAGUGUCUUGCCCUCGGAAUGUCUCGAGAUGCUGUGAAAUUUGGAAGAAUGUCUAAGAAGCAGCGGGACAGCCUGUAUGCGGAGGUGCAGAAACACCAGCAGAGGCUGCAGGAGCAGCUGCAGCAGCAGAAUGGGGAAGUGGAGGCCCUGGCACGCGUCUACACCAGCAGCAUCAGCAAUGGCCUCAGCAACCUUAACAGUGAUAUCGGAGGCACUUAUUCCAAUGGACACAUAAUCGACCUGCCAAAAACAGAGGGGGGCAGUGCCUACUACAGUGUUGAUUCCACUCAGCCCUCCCCGGAUCAGUCUGGAAUAGACAUGGCUGAAAUCAAGCAAAUCAAACAGGAGCCUAUUUAUGACCUGACGCCUGUACCAAACUUGUUUACAUACAGCUCUUUUACAGAUGGUCAGCUAGCCCCUGGAGUAACAAUGACUGAGUUAGAUCGAAUUGCACAGAAUAUUAUUAAGUCCCAUUUGGAGACAUGCCAAUACACUGUGGAGGAGCUGCAGCAGCUGGCAUGGCAGACCCACACAUAUGAAGACAUUAAAAUUUAUCAAAAUAAGACACAGGAAGUGUUAUGGCAGCAAUGUGCAAUCCAGAUCACACAUGCCAUUCAGUAUGUGGUUGAAUUUGCCAAGCGGAUAACAGGGUUUAUGGAUCUAUGUCAGAAUGAUCAAAUUCUUCUCCUUAAAUCAGGUUGUUUGGAAGUGGUGUUGGUGAGAAUGUGCCGUGCCUUCAAUCCACUGAACAACACUGUGCUCUUCGAGGGAAAAUAUGGAGGAAUGCAGAUGUUUAAAGCACUAGGUUCAGAUGAUCUUGUCAGUGCAGCCUUUGACUUUGCAAAGAGUUUGUGCUCUCUUCAGCUUACCGAAGAGGAAAUCGCUUUGUUCUCAGCAGCUGUGCUGAUAUCACCUGUAGAUCGACCCUGGCUGAUGGAAGCCAGGAAAGUUCAAAAGCUGCAAGAGAAGAUUUACUUUGCACUACAGCAUGUGAUGCAGAAGAACCACUUAGAUGAUGACACACUGGCAAAACUGAUUGCUAGGAUCCCAACAUUAUCAGCACUUUGUAAUCUACACACAGAGGAACUCCAGGCAUUUAAACAGCUACACCCUGAAACUGUCAACAUGCUCUUUCCUCCAUUGUACAAGGAACUCUUUAAUCCGGACCCUUCCGCUUGCUCCAAGUGAAACAGAGCUCCCACUACAACCACUGGAAUAAGAUACUUGUUACUAAUAAAGCAAUCUGUGAAUGGAGACUGAAAAUAAUCACUACUGCAACACUAGGAAUGUCCCGCACUUAAUACAGUUUUAUUCACCGAUACAGUUUAAAGAAUGUAAAUAUGCACCUAUUAAAAGGGGCUUUUCAUAACUGACCAGAAAUGUACAGACUUAGAACACUGUAUGUCAUCUUAUCUCUGGGUAACUUAUUUUAGAUGUUUUUUAUUUGGGGGUGUGUGUGCAGGGGAGGUUGGAGAAUCUGUUGGUGAGUUUUGAAAGAGUAAAUCUUACAAUAGUUAUAUUGUAGCUGUACCUUAGAGCAGAGCAUACAGUAGUAAUACCUGUUCUGUUCAUUGUUUUAGAUGUAAUUUAAGAGAACAUUUGCCUGUGAGGCUAAUAAUUGGUUUUAUGUUUUUAGUUUAGUUUUACAUGUACAGAAUUUGUAAAAAUGAAACAAGAUUUGUAACAGACAUUUGUGAUAUAUUGGGAACAAAAUAAUUAGGUUGGUUAAAAUUUAAUAAAAGCCUUGUCUGGAUUAUUUAUAAUUUUUUUAUGAAAAGAAGGUGCGAUAUUUCAAGUUUCAUAGACUACUGCAGACCUCUAAUGAACUAGAUUAAUUGCUAGUUUUCCAUAUGAAGAAAUAUUUUUGUGAAAAAAGGACAAACAGACAUACUUUAAAUAGCAUUGUCAACAACGACCGGACUGCUUUAGCAGAAUUGCUAUAUUGUGGUAGAUAGCUCGGCCGGAGGGGUUUCCAUUCUAACUACUGCACUAUAACCAUAGCUUGUACACCACUUGGCAUGUCUGGGGAUUUUAUUUUAUUUUUCCUUGCCUCAGACCACAGUGUUGAAGACUGUCUUUUGCACAUUUGGCCUACACAUGUUAUCAACUGAAGACAAAUGAAGGCUCAAGAACAGCAAUAAUUAUUAAGCUACUGUAUCCCAAAAAGCUAUAGGGUCAUAGUAGUUUUUAUUUUAGUGAGCAUGACAUAUUGUCAAACAAAUUGCAUUACUGUAUUACAAACUUUUUUGCAAAAGGUAUAUUUGAGGAGUACAUGAAUGCUUUCAAAUUGAUAUUUUGGCUGAAUAUUUUGUAAGGCAAAGAAAGCAGCCUCCAAAGUUUGAAUCUCCUUUUAAACAGUGUUUAAACAACAUCCCUCUCAAUUGUAGUUUAUUUUCCUGUGCAUUCGCAUCCAAUGGUUAUCGGCUAAACUUUUGCUGGCCUUUAGCCCAAUGAAGAGCUUUAGCUGGUUGUGUAUCCAAAAAGUCACAAGUGGCCAAUGCAUAUCGGUGUCUCAGUGUUUCUUUGCUGAGUGUUUUUGUGUAACCUGACUAGGCUACUAACUCACUCAUCACCCAGAAGAAGCAAUGUACUGUACAUGUACGUAUCUGAUAUCAUAGAUAGCUGUCAUUUAACCAUGGUAUGUGAUAACAUGAUAUAUCAGAAUACCUUUUUUUCAAAAACAGUUUAUAUCACUAACUUAUUCCUUUCGACCAGUUGCAUUAUGGGAUGGGGAGUAUUCCGUUCUUAGAUUUCUGCAAUACAUUGUGCAAACUGUAUAUUUUCUAACAUUGUUAUUCAAGUUUAUUUGGUAACAUUUACUUUUGUGGUAGCAAAAGUCACUCCUCUUAGCUUGUUUCACAAUGUCAUGUAAAGGAAUCGGUAGCGAUUCUCAUGCUAGGGCAGGGUAAUGAAAGUCAUUCCACUGAAGAGCUGGUUAUGUCCGAAUGCAUUUGUUUUUGUUUGUUUGUUUGUUUCUUUGUUUUCUGGGGUUAUUUUAUAUUAAAUUUGUGAUAGACAAUCACUUAGUGUGUGUGCUUGGUAAUGUUUCUCUGAGUUUCACAGCACAUUUGUUCAAAAGUCUAUUUUCUGUUUUAAAUGUAAUAUAAAUAAAUAAUGUGCCCAUUUAUAAUAAUUCAUUUUGUUUGCUAUGUUUGUUUUCUUUGUUGCUUCUUCUCCUUGGUUGUUGUAUUGACUGCUCAGGGAAUGAUUAAGCUAUAUUGUUAGCAGACGAGCUCCAAUAAUCGGUUAUAAAGACCAUCUGGUUUGAAUUCACCCAUUUUUGAGAACUGUAAUGCUUUAUUGGAUGAAGCUAGUGGUACAAUAUUAAGAAAGUGUUUAGUGUGCAUGAGAAGAUACAUUGAUUACAAGAUACAGUUAUUACUCAUGAAUUAGUAUCUGAAGUUGUUUUACAAAACUGAAGGUCAUUUUAGUCAUAAGCAUUCAACUGAAGAUCACUUAAUUACAAAUACUGUAUCAAACUAUUUUAAUUCCUGAUGCGUCUGGUUUGUCCCGGUGGUUGGCAUUUGUUAUUCUUGUUUCCUCCACCAGAUGACAGCAUGAUAAAAGCUAUGAUUAAUACCCAACUAUAAUUCACACAACACAAAACGCACAAUAUUUGUUCCUGUAAUUUUGCAUAAUUGUUGGUGGGGGGAAAAAUAAAAACUGGCAUACUAACAAAACGAUGUAAUUUCUUGGUUUCCAAAGCCUACCUAAGGUGUUCUAUCCUAGUUUGUUUCACUCAAAAAUUCGGGUACAUCCUGGCAUAAACAGCAUUAAGGUAGCAAACUUUUCAGUCUUUUUGUUUAUGCAACUGCAUGUCAACAUUUGUAGUGAAAGUAAAACAUAUGUUUUAUUUUGAUUUGAGAUGUUAUGUAUUUAUUUAUUAUGUAUGUAUAUAUCUAUUUAAAAUUAGUAUUUUACCACAUAUGCAGUUGCGUUUGCAAGGCAUGUGGACUUGAUACAGGUCAAAGACAAUAAAAAUGUAUUUUUGAAAUGGUCACUAAAAGUGACCUUGGGAUUCUUGAGAGGUCUCUUAUUGUAUUCAACAAAAUGUUGAUUGUAUAGCUGUGGCCAAAAGUUUUGCAUCCCUCUAUAGAAUUAACACAUCCCUCUAUAGAGUUAACACAUAAAGUCGAAUGAAACCUGCUGAAUAAUGUUACAUUAUCAUAUACUUAACAAGAAACUGACAAAAGUGAAAAAUGUGACAUUUUGAAAUCUGACAUGAAAUACUGUACUACUAUUAUGGCUUCCGGCAGACUUUUGCGAUAUCAUUUUAUAGUUUCUUUAAACUAAAAGAUCUAAAUUAUGUUCAUAGAUUUUUUUUUUUUUUAAAUGAUGUCUCAAUCCAAAAAUUCUAGGUGAUGCAAAACUUUUGGCCAUAGCUGUACAUUAUUAAUAGUAGUUAUAGUAGUGAAGCUAUGAAUACAAAGUUUAACCUUUAAAAAAUAAACACAGGUUUACUGCGGUAUCACGAGGCAAAAAUAUAUCCUUACUAUGUUGGUGUAUUUGCCCCAAGGAUGUUUUAAACUUCAACAAUUAUUGUGCUAAGUCAAUUGGUAGUCAGUCAGAAUGCAGAAGACCAUGGGAAGAACCUGUCCUUUUCUUAGGGCUAUCCACUAUCUCAAAUCACAGAAACCUAAGCUCACUCAGCUGUUAAUUAAUACAGUUCGGGACACGCAUGGAGACACACACACAAAACACCUCUGGCAACAUGCUUAUCAAGAUCAGAAAAUGUUUCUCUUUUCAAAAUGUAAAGCUAUGAUGUGUUGAUGUGUACAAAUGCUGGCUUCAAACAACUUAAAAAAAACAAAACAAAAAAAAAAACGGAUGACAGCCAUUAGUAAUGUGUUAAAUAGCAAGAGUACAAUUUAUGAUGAUGCCAUUCUGGCUAGCAUUGACAAAAAGCGCUGUGAGAAAGAGAAGUUAGCCAGUGGCAUUAAACAGCUCCAUUUGAAGCUACAAUCUUUGGUAAUUGGUAAUAAACCAAACACAUAUUUUAUUUAAAUGUAGGCAAAUCAGAAUGGUCUGUAGCUUUUUAUAGGCAGUACUACAACGUCUUAAUGUCCCAUUUACUGAAUGGUCACUUUGUCAAAGACAAUCACUUAUUGGUGCAGACAUUGCACUGUAGCUCACUCAGGGACCUUUCUUUGUGGCUAAAAAGCUAAAGCAAUGUUAAAUGUAGCUGGCUGGAAUCAACAGCACUCUAGUACAGUAUUAUAAGUAGAAAAUACCCCAACAAGGCUUUCAGGGUUGUUAAAGAUCUAGCAGCUGAGUUAACAGUUAAACAUUGUAAGUAAUCAGAAAAUGAAAAGGUUGAUAAAAGUUAACUACAUGUGAAGAGGCCAUUAAUAUAAUCAUAGUUGUUGAGAAUUAUUCAUUAGGUCUUAUCUAGUACUGCAGGUAGGAGCCCUUUCUGAGAUCAAUUAAAUAACAUUUUUUAUAAAUCAAUUCAAUAAUAAGAGUUUUAAAGCAUUGAAAAAUGUUUUACAACAAGGCUUAUUUAUUUCUGACAGUUAUUUAGAGUAUUUCACUAUAUCAUAAGGACGUUGGGGUCACAUUGAUUUGCAGCUACAGUCGGUGCUGCUUUAUCGGGACGCCUUGGGACAAGGAAAUAUAUCCUUAAUAAGUGGCUGUCUCAAUUAAAUGAGAGGCAGUUGGGAUAACCUUAGUCACACUUUUUUGAUUCUUAAUGAAAAGAAAAAGAAUGCAAUCACAUUAAAUUCUAAAGUUAAAUACAUAAUUCAAAAUACGAGUCAAUGUUUAUUUUUUAUUUUUUAUUCCUAAGCAAAAUUAAUCACACCUGCGAUGUUGACACGCCAACUUUCUUUGCAACAGCAACCCGGGAAACCAAAAGAGACUCCUCCUUCAGGAGUUCAAUGUGGUUUACGCACUUUACACAAGUCACAGGGUAAUCACGUACUCACUGCACUGUGCUACGCGACCUCUUGCUCUGAAAAGCAAUCUCCGUUCAUCAUUUGAAAAUACUGUAUCCCAAUUAAACGAAGUGACAUCCCAAUUAAACAACAUAAAUAGCAUUGGGAAGAACCGUCUCCCAGAGUUGUAUCCCAUUUAAGCAGAAAUCCUGAUUACCAGUAUCCCCAUUAGGCGGUGCUGAUAUACAGUAGUUUAAUCUCCACCAAAUUGUGAAUUCAGCUAAAAGCUCUUGGUCUGUGUUGCAUUGAGAUUAUUUUUGGUACUUACUUAUUUUUGGUAUCCAACUGUGUUAGGGAUAGUAGCAAUAAUCAAAAUUAAUUUGUUGUAAUUAUGCCAUUCCUUAUUAUAUGCAGUUUCAUUAUUUUGUUAAGAGACAGUUCAUUUUAAAAGCUAAAGGGUAACAGCCAGAUUAACUAACAACUGCAGCAUUCAACUGGUCCUCCUUAUGUGGAUAUAUUUUCCUCUGCAUAUUUGUGAAGUGGACACCUGACUGGUCAUCCUCUAUUGUAUGUUAAAAAAGUUAGCUUAAUCCCUAUAGUCUGGAAUUAAUUUGUAUCUCAUAGGUGUCUAAUUUGUGACUGAUCAACCAGGGUUUGACACAGUUUUAACCAUUUUAAACCCAUGUAAUUAUCUGCCCAUGUACUAUAUUUAUGCAGGUUAAUACACAUUUUCACAUGAAUAAAAGCAUUUUUCUGACUACAAUAUUUAAUAACAUGUAUUUAAAACCAUUAGACUAUUACAUGUCACAUUUGGUAACCUGUAGAAGCCAUCCAAUGUGGCUGUUAGAUACUAUUAAAAACUAGUUUUUUUGUUUUGAUUUGUUUUGUUUUAUAAACCUCAGGCAUCAAUCUUGCAUAAAGUACAAUUAAGGUUGCCAUCUGAGGGUUCGAGUUCUGGUAAACUGUGUCCCUGUUACCUCCAUUGGCAAGGACUUCACAAUAGAGUCCUUCUAUAAAACAAAAACCAAGUUUAGCACUGAAUUUUAAAUAUGUUUUUAAAUUGAGCAUACAAGGAUUACUGUCUCAUUUGUUGUGUAAAUAAUUUGUGAAAAUUGAUUAGAUACAUGUUUUAAGAUUCUGCAGACAUUUUGGAGGGAUAGAUGACAAAGCAAAUUAUACUGAUGCAUCUGCCUCAUCUUACAAUAAGAAUAAUGUACCUUUUUCUAUUAAGAACCGAUUGUAAUGCGUCUUCUGGUUUCCUCUGUGAUUUAUUGUCAGCAAAGGUAACACGUCCUUCUUUGUAAUACUAGUAAUGACUGCUCUGGUUUUCCAAAGAGUAUUAACUGAAUGUUCACUUAACACUAAUAGUUUGCAUCUUUCAAGAUUUAAUAUGCAAAGGUUUCUUAUGUAUGUUUGCAGUUUUAUACUAUUCUGCAGCAGCUCAUUUGUAUAUAAUAGCAUAACAGGAUGUGUCAUCCCCAAUAUUGAAUGACCAGCUUCUUUUAGUAGAAAUGAAUGACAUUGGUAAUUAAGUGCAAAAUUCAAGCCUGGUUUACCAACCCUUCCCAUUUAGCACUAUGGGCUCAGAUAAGUCAUGAAUUAAUAUAAAGAGGAGAAUAAACAUUUUCAUAUCCCAGUGCUUAUUCUGUACACGGUGAGGUGCCUCCUUUUUACUGCCUUGCCUUUUGAAGAUUCCAAUAAUUAGAGAGGAAGACUAAAGUAGAACAAGUGAAAGGAAAUAUCUUUUUACAAUAAUAACCCCAAACUGUAUGACUGAAACAUUAGAAAACAGCUGAAACAUAAAAGCUCAA